ACGAACGCAACACAACCCAUACCACAACAAUCCCAGCUGAUUACACCAGGUUGAAGUGUUCGGCAGCUGCUAGUGAAACAUUACGUCGGUUCUGAAGUCAGCAGGUGUCAGGAUGAGCAGCACCGGAGCUAUUCCUAAGGGUGGAGUGAGGCCUAAGGAUGAUAGUGAAAUCUCAGGGGAACCAUUAGAUAAGAAAUUCAUCACAGAAAAUACCAAAGGCUUGGAGAAAAGAAUACCUGCAUUGCACAUAGGAUGGGUCGAGAAAGGGACGUAUAUCAAGUACGACCCCCCUCCGUUACCAGAUGACGAUGGAAUCUUGCCUCCAGGAGCUCGCGAGUCUUGGUUGGAGCAGAUGGAAUUCCUGGAGCAGGAUUUGCAGAAUCUCUUAAAUCUCCCACAUCAUAGAUUUUGGUCACAUGUAGUGUUUGACACAGCAAUCCAUGAGUGUCUGGAGUCCUACAUAACCAGUGGUCCAAGAUGGUAUGAUGACGACACAUUGGAUCACUAUUCACAACCAAUCGUAGAAAGUAUACACAAGCUGGUGUUCCUGAUAUAUGUACGAAUGGCUACCUUUAAGGAAUCUAAGACCUGUCACAUAACCCCUUCUGCAUUUGGUGAUAUUAUUUAUGAUAAUUUCCUUUUUGAUAUAUGCAAAUUACUUGACAUCUGUGUUCUGUAUGGACCGAACAAUUAUGCAUUGAUUGGUAAAAUGAUCUCGAACAUCUUUGCAAAUCAGCCCAAAUAUUAUGAUGAUCUUGAGCAAAUUAUGUCUUCCAUGAAUAUGGCUUUAGAAAAUAUUGAAGAGAAAUUGAAUGUUGCAGAGAAUUAUAUACCUGUUGCCCUAGGUAGUUCCGAAGGAGAGCUGUCGUUAGCAGAUUUGCACGAUUUAACCUUAUACCUAUUAGACACAUUCUACUCUCUGCAAAUGCUCCUUUCUCUUCACCCACCAGCAGCAAGAGUUUUCCAUAAAGCCUCAUUUGAAUUAAGGUUAUCAGCUUGUUACGAAAGAGUCAUUCCGUCUCUAGUGGAGAACCUGAGUGAUUGGUCUCAAGAACCAGAUCAUGCGCUAUGGGCAACCAAGCUCAUUCAAAAGGUCCAGAUAGCCAGGGCAUCCAUGCUCGCAACCUUUAGAUAUAUUUUGCACAACAAGUGUAUAGCUCCUCUGAACACAAGUGAUAAACCGGUGUCAAUUACAGUCGAAGAAUGCAUUGAGAAAUUUGUUCAGGUCAUGUCAACUUGUGUGGAGGAGAGAGUUUUCAUUUCUGACUACUGCUCAUUGUAUCCCUUGAGCAAAGAAACUGAAUUCUACCAGCAACAUGGAGGUGACAUCACAAAUCUUAGCUUUAUUACUGAUGCAGUGCAGUCAGUUCUCUUAGAGAUGGGAUUAUCAAAUGACUUGAAGGAACUAUCACUACAAGAGGGAGUUGAGAAUUCAAUUGAUGUAAGUGGCAUGAAUGGAUAUGCAGAUGUUGGUUCAUCAUUGCCAACAGACAUAGAAAUGGCUUCCUUGGUGUCGAGUGUUCAGGAUCUUCUUCCGGAUUUAGGAGCAGGAUUCAUCCAGGAAUGUCUGAAGUACUACGGUUAUUCAUCGGAAGAAGUUAUCAAUGCACUCUUAGAAGGCAACCUACCUCCAUCUCUGAUCACUUUAGAUCGCAAUAUGCCUGCAACUGAACCACCUCCUGUGGAACCACCUGUAGAAGAAAAGAGUGAAGCAAAGACUGUACGUCAGGUAGACUACAUGGACAGGGCCAAUGUCUAUGACAAUGAUGAAUUUGAUGUUUUCAAUAAAAAAGAAGUUGAUAGGUCAAAAAUUCAUAAAGGCAAGAAGUCUGAUAGGCAUCAGAAAGAAAGCAUGGACAAAGCAAGCAUAGACAAGGUGAAGGAGAUAGCAAGAAUGUAUGAUGAGAGAGGAGGAAGAAGCAUAUAUGAAGAUGAGCUGGUGGUUGACGAAGAUGGAGAGGAGGGCUACAGUAUGUGGAAUUAUGACGAUGAAUAUGAUGACACCUACGAUGAUAAUGAGACCAGAAACAUUGAUGACUUUGAAAUUGAUAAGAAAAUAAAGAAACGUCCUGGUAUUAUUGGAGCUGGUGCACUGAAUAACCGCUUCCAAUAUGAUGACGAUUCAGAUGAAGAGGAAAUGGAAGAGGAGACUCAGACUCAGCAGGAGGCUCCAGCGACUCAGGCUCCAAAGCAAGGAUACCCCGGUGGUGCAAGGCCAAAGAACAAAGGCAGCACAAGAGGCGUGCAAAGGCUUCAGCCCAACAAUAAAUCAAGUAAGCCGAAAGGAAAGACACCCACCCCAGAAAGGGAACAGGAGGAAGAACCAAAUAGACGGGAGUCAGAAAUGAAUAAAACUAGCAGAAGCUCGGGUGUUAAUUUUAUACCUUUUUGCGAGAAUCCAGAGGAUAUAAGGAAGCGGAGAGAACAACAUAGGCUGAAUAACAUGGCAAACAAAGGACAUAGAGGCAGAGGAGGAAGACCAGGAAGAGAUACAGAAACUCAAAAUGGUUUUGAUGGAGAGAGGAGACCUAAGGUGUCCACCAGCUCAAACAAGAAUAGUGGUAAAAGCUGGCGUUCUGGAGAAUGGAAUGAAGAUGACAACAAAAGACCUGGAGGCAAAUACAAAGAAGAUACAAAUCAUGGAAAGAUGCAGAGCAGGGACUAUCGCCACAAGAUGAUCCAUAAGAACGAGCACAAGCGGCAAGGAGCACAAGCCAAAUUCAACAGAAAUAACUAAGUCUUUGAAAUAUAAAGAAUUUAACUUAGUUCCAAGGUCUUAAGUUAUCAGGAAUCUAUGUAUGGUAUAUGUCAACUGAAAAGUGCUAUCACUAGUAUAUAGAAGAUCUAUAUAAUUGGUCAUAUCAACAGCUUUAACUUUUCAGAGCAGUAUAGGUACCCAUAACUUGAAUUAUUGUAUGUUGGAAGAAUUUGGAGUGCAAUUCUAUAGAAGUGAAAAGUGAAGAAAAAAUAUUUUUGUGAUAUUCAAAUAUAAAUUAACUUGUUAAACACUGUUUUGGGUUAUUAGUAAAUUGUUGAGACUACAGCUAACAUAGUUUACUUGCUGUUUGUGAUAUAAUUAAAAUUUAAGCAGGUACCUAUAAAUCUUUAUAUCAUCAGCUACUGGAGUUAUUGAUUACAAAAUGUAAUGAAUAGUAACUUUUAUAUUAUUUUAUUUUAUGAUAUGCAAAUAUAAGUGGAUUUGUUAACA
Molecule: messenger RNA, 3208 nt
Organism: Penaeus vannamei (Pacific white shrimp)
Lineage: Eukaryota; Metazoa; Arthropoda; Malacostraca; Decapoda; Penaeidae
Product: activating signal cointegrator 1 complex subunit 2
Biological process (GO): regulation of DNA-templated transcription
Molecular function (GO): ubiquitin binding
Source: RefSeq, a predicted model, not a curated record